Messenger RNA from Dryobates pubescens (Downy woodpecker), 3026 nucleotides. It is a transcript of the gene UPRT, whose product is annotated as uracil phosphoribosyltransferase homolog. Lineage: Eukaryota; Metazoa; Chordata; Aves; Piciformes; Picidae. The coding region runs from base 69 to 905 and encodes 278 amino acids. The transcript has 7 exons. The record is from RefSeq and is a predicted model, not a curated record.
AGGCGGCGCAAGUGGGGCGGCGUGGCGCGUGGCGGCAGCGGUGGGCGCGCGGGGGUGCGCCCCGGCGCAUGGAGGCGAUGCCCUGCCAGAACCAGCGGCUCGGCCCGCGGCCUCAGGACGAGCAGCCGCCCACAGCCACAGCGGGCGGCGGCGCCCGGCAGAUCCGUUUCGCGGAGCCCGGUGAGGACAGUGGCUGCCCCAGCCCGGAUAGCAGCAGCAGCAGCAACAACGGGGUCGUGGCGGAGGCGGUGGCCCCGCCGAUCCCCGCCGGGGAGGACAGCGCACUGGCGAUCGGGCCGCAGCUGAAGCUGCUGCCCAUGAACGAUCAGCUCCGGGAGCUCCAGACGAUCAUCAGGGACAAGAAAUCCAGUAGAGGAGACUUCGUAUUUUCUGCUGAUCGUCUGAUCAGACUGGUGGUUGAAGAGGGACUGAAUCAACUGCCAUACACAGAAUGUACUGUGACCACUCCAACAGGACACAAAUACGAAGGUGUCAGAUUUGAGAAGGGGAACUGCGGAGUCAGCAUAAUGAGAAGUGGGGAGGCAAUGGAGCAGGGGUUACGGGACUGCUGCAGAUCGAUCCGCAUAGGAAAGAUCCUGAUACAGAGUGACGAGGAGACGCAGAGAGCGAAGGUCUACUAUGCCAAGUUCCCACCAGAUAUUUACAGGAGGAAAGUUCUCCUCAUGUACCCAAUACUAAGCACUGGCAACACUGUCAUUGAGGCUGUCAAAGUGCUUGUGGAACAUGGUGUGCAACCCAGUGUCAUCAUCCUGCUAAGCCUGUUCUCCACACCUCAUGGUGCCAAAUCCAUCAUCCAGGAAUUCCCAGAUAUCACCAUUUUAACCACAGAAGUUCAUCCUGUUGCACCAACACACUUUGGACAGAAGUAUUUUGGAACAGACUGACACACUCAGCACAAACAGAUGUGACUCUGUCCUAUUACAAGAGGGUUUUUUUCCUACAUUUUCUUAUUGUUGAGUGGGUUGAGGGCAUGUUUCAAAAGCUCUUUGGCCAAAGGGGAAAUACUUGACUUUGGUCCAUCAUGGUCAGUCUCUGCCUGAACACUGACUCAGGUCCCUGACAAUGCACUCUCAGUACAAAGUUGAGCAUCUCAGCAUUGGGGUUGUAUAAAUGGCUACACUCUGCUUUAACUUAUUUAUUCUUCUAGAGCCUGUCUUGUGGCUGCUUGCAAGAGCAAAAUAAACCAGCUAAAUCACAGAGGUUUGUACUUAAUUUCUUGGGUAACAUUUAUGUCACUCUAGGUCAGCUCUACAGCCACUCCUAGUGCUGCACUUUGGACUUGAUGAGAUUCUCAGCAGCCACACUGAAUUUUUGGCUAAAUUUUCAGUUUUUGGAUGGUGGCCAAUAAUUAAAGAUACAACUCUCUGAAUUUUGCUCUGGGUAUAUGAGUUUCAAACAGUGAAACAUCAACAGCUGUCUUGCUCAGUGGUACGGAACAAAGACUGACUGUGGUACCUGGCAAACUGGGUGGGGACUGAGGGUGGGAGCAGUGCUGUCUCUGGACAUGCUGCAUGAAUAGCACUGAAGUUUUGCCUUUUAAAGCUUCCAUGAUGGCUUUGCUGUCACCUUGUUCAAGAAGGGAGAGUAGUGGCAGAAAGUUCAGUUUCAUUUCUAGCUCUGUUUGAAGAGCAACAGGGCUUAAAGUCAACAGCCAAAUGUGGUGGCUUGUGGCUUUGCACCUCACAGAACCCUCAGUGCUAUCAUUCUGCAGCCAGGUGCUUCCUUCAGCUUUACAUCCCCUGGCACCCAGUACACCAUACUCCGCACAUCAGCUAGGACUGGAACUUGCUAGAACUGUGGGAAAUGUACAUGCAAAGACAAGUGUCCAUUAUUACUGUUUGAAUAUAUCCAUAGUCUCAAAGAGUGCAGGAUCACAGAAUGUUAUCACAAGUCAAGUGUUUCAUAGUCAGAGAUGUGGGCUGCCCCAAGCAGCACCUUGGAAGGGAAGGAGCACAAACUUCAACAUAAGAAGUUCCAUCUAAACAUGAAUGGGAACUUCUUUAAGGGUGACAGUGCACUGGAACAGGCUGCCCAGAAUGGUGGUGGAGUCCCAUCUCUGGAGACAUUCACAUCCUGCCUGGACAUGGUCCUGUGUGACCUCUAGGUGAACCUACCUUGACAGGGGUGUUGAACGUGAUGGAUCUCCAAAGGUUCCUUCCAACCCCUAUCAUUCUGUGAUCCUGUUAGUGACUUCUGGUUUGGGCACAGAAAGAACCUUCCCACCUUGAAACAGUAAUUUCAACUAAGGUUGUGUUCUCCCUCUUCUAGAAGGGGAACAUUUAGCCUGAGCAUAGGCCAAGGCAGAGAAAUAACCAUUCACAAGUGGAAGCAAUUAGCCAAAAAUGGGUUUAAUACAGUCCUGGCCUGCAGCACAGGCUUCCAGUAUAAACCAUAAUAGAAAAUGACAAAGCAGAAGGUACAGGAUUUUGAGCUGUAGAAACCAUACAAACACUUGGAAACACUACUGAAAGUACACAAAGCAUUCAGAAUAAAGUCAGAAUAUUCUGUUUCUGGGACAGUAGAAACAAGUACCCAAAGCUUUGCUAAAAACACAUUUGAUAUCAAAAGUCUCAGUGCUGGCAGCAGCAUUAAACUCCUGAACCUAACUAAACACCAGUUAGCUCUCCUGGUUAUGUGUAAAGCAGCUGAGUCCUGACAGCUCAGUACAAUGGGAUUUCUGUUACUGUUUCCAGGGGGUUUGCAGUUGCUGGCAGAGCCCUCCCUGCUAAGACAAGGUGCUAGGGUGGGUUGGAGUGCAGAGAGCUCUCAGCCAGUGGAGGGGAGGUAGUGUGUUGGAUCCCAAACGGCUCCUGAUUUGGUAUCCUGCUCUAUCCAGGUCUUCUGCCUGGUCACAACACCAGUGAGUGGAACCCACAUGCUUUACUUGGAAGCAAAGUCAAAAACUCCUGGUGCUGUAUUCUAAGAGAGAUAAGUCUGCCAUUAUCUGAUCCUGAGAGUUUAUCAAGUGUUAUCCGAGGGAUCCAUUCUCACAACAAAUGUGAGUC